AUGAACAUACCAAUGUGGCACGUAAGAUUGUUAAACACACCCUUCAAUCCCAAGGUUGGUUAUGGUACAUGGCACCCAACAUUGUUUACCAUUAAGUUGUACCAUGGAGGUGAGUUCACCAAGUACCCUGAUGUCCGUUACAUUGAUGGAACUGUAAACUAUGUUGACAUGGUAGAUCUAGAUGACUUUUCAGUUCAUGAGCUCGAUGCAAUCAUGAAGGGUUUUAGAUAUAGGGUUCCUCCUGUUAUAUACUACCAUUUUCUUGUGCCUGGUGGAGACUUCCACUUUGGUCUUCGCCCUUUAGGAAAUGAUCAAGAUGUUGCAAACUUUUCUCAAUAUGUCAGUGAGCACAAAGUGAUGAAGGUAUACACAGAACACGGUGAAACAAGACUACCCACAUAUUUCUUGAAUCCUAAGCCUGUUACCAAGGUUACCCUUGUACAGUUAGAUGAACCACAUGAGGAUGUGCAACACAUUGAUGAAGCUCCUGAUGACCAAACAAAGGAAACACCUGUGAUGACUACACCUACUGAUAAUUUAGUUGAUAUGGUGCCCACUCAAGCAAACCAACCUGAAAUCCAAGAGAAGGGUUAUGAGCAAAAGGAUGGAGUGAUGGCAUCUUGCAGUAAGAAAAUAUACUUUGAUGAUAUUGGUGAGACUGAGCAGAUAGCUAAAGACUUUGUUGAGGCAGCUACUGAUUUUGAUAUUGGACUCUACCAACAAAUACUACAAAGCAAUGUUGAUGGAGUCACUGGCACUGACAUGCAUGAUGUCAAUGAACCUCAGAUGGAUGAAGAAAACCAAGCUCAGAUGGAUGAAGAAAACCAAGCUAAGAUGGAUGAAUUAAACCAAGCUCAGAUGAAUGACUUUUGGGAUUUUGACUAUCAAACUGAUGCUUUUGUCCAAGAUGGAAGUGAAAACCAACCUCAGUCUAACAUGGAUAGUAGUGGAAAAGAAAAAAAAUAA
Molecule: messenger RNA, 966 nt
Organism: Lactuca saligna
Lineage: Eukaryota; Viridiplantae; Streptophyta; Magnoliopsida; Asterales; Asteraceae
Source: the annotation of a GenBank genome assembly